AUGGACAAGCUGAGGAAUGCCAUUAAGGAGAAAACAAACCGGAGCCUGGAUAGAAUGGUUAAGCUUGAAUCGUUUGACGGACUUAAGGACCCCCAGGACCACCUCAACACCUUCAAGACGACACUAGGCCUUCAACAGCCUCUUGAUGAAAUAUUGUGUCGUUCCUUUCCUACCACUCUCAAAGGAGCUGCAAGGGAAUGGUUCACAAAGUUGCCAACUUCGUCCAUCGAUAGCUUUAAGCAGUUGAGCAACGCCUUUUUGCGCCACUUUGUCAGGGGACAAUGCCCCAAAAGGCUAGCGGACCACUUGCUUACUAUUAGACAAGGGGAGAAAAAAACCCUGAGGUCGUACGUGAAACAAUUCACGAGGGAGACCCUGGAGGUAGACGAAGCAGACAACAAAGUGCAGUUGACGACCUUUAAGGCAGGGCUGAAGUCCAGAGAGUUCGUGAUGUCACUCGCAAAGAAUCCUCCUAAGAUGAUGGCAGAGAUGCUCCUGAAGGCACAGAAGUACAUAAAUGUUGAAGAUGCAUUAGCCGCCAUAAGAGACGUAGAGAAGCCAACAAACAAGGGAAAGAAGGAGGACAAUCGUAGAGGACAAAAAAGGGAGUGUCCAGAUCGCCAGACCAGCGACAGGGACAAGAAGAAGUACUGCCAGUUCCACAAGGAUCACGGCCACUACACAAAAGAUUGCUGGGACUUGAAGGAGCAGAUAGAGGAAUUGAUACAGAAAGGAAAACUACAGAAGUAUGUGAAGAAAGGAGAAUCCAGUAGGUUCAAAGACGAUGAUAAAAACCAGCGCGGGUUUUCGCCCAAAGACAAGGAUCACACGUCUCAACAACCACAAACCGUGAUCGGGGAGAUAAGGACAAUCAUGGGUGGGCCAUUCACAGGUGGGUCAUUCAGAUCUCUCAAGAAAGCAUGUCAGAGGCAGGUGAACAGCGUUCACACGACACCCCCAUUUAAACAAAGACGGAUGAACCAGGACAUGUCUUUCGGUGAAGAAGAUGCUAGGGGAGUAAAGUAG
Quercus robur (English oak) is the source of this 1026-nucleotide messenger RNA. RefSeq lists its product as uncharacterized. Bases 1 to 1026 code for a protein of 341 amino acids. NCBI's taxonomy places the organism in Eukaryota, Viridiplantae, Streptophyta, Magnoliopsida, Fagales, Fagaceae. The transcript is spliced from 3 exons. The record is from RefSeq and is a predicted model, not a curated record.